AUGCCCUACGCUUUACGGGGUCGGAAUGUCCUGGUCACGGGGGGCUCACGAGGCCUCGGUGCGGUAAUCGCUCAGAAAUUCGCCGCUGAAGGAAGCAAUGUUGCCAUCAACUAUGCAUCAAGCAAAGAGACAGCUGAUAAAGUCGCGUCAGAUCUUGCGGCUCAGUAUAACGUGAAGACGAUUGUUGUUCAGGGCGAUGCGGGGAGCCAGAGCGAUUGUAUCAAUGUCGUGAAAACAACCAUUGAGCAGCUGGGAGGUAUCGACGUUGUCAUCUCAAAUGCUGGGUGGACGAAGAUGACCAAAUUCAGCGACCUGGAUGCAAUGGAUGACGCAGAUUGGGAUAAGUGCUGGUCAAUCAAUGUCAAGAGCAGCUUCCACCUUUUCAAGGCUGCUUUGCCCACUUUCAACGCCAAUCCCGAUGGUGGUGUCUUUAUCCUCACCUCUUCAACCGCAGGUGUUGUCCCCAGUGGCAGCAGUCUACCUUACGCAGUGACCAAAUCAGCAUCAAUUCAUCUCAUGAAGUGCCUUGCGCAUUCCCAGGGCCCCAAAAUUCGCGUAAAUGCCGUAUUGCCUGGCCUUCUACUUACUGAAUGGGGCCAACGCUUCUCUCCGGAGCAGAUCAAGGGCUGGGAGAACAGAACCGCGCUCGGACAUACGCCCGAGGUGGAGGAUACUGCAGAGGCCUAUCUUUCCAUUGCGAAGAACUCUUCUAUGACUGGCCAAGCUGUCCAAAUCGAUUCCGGAUUCCGUUAA
This is a messenger RNA of Penicillium daleae, 753 nucleotides long. Its product is annotated as SDR family NAD(P)-dependent oxidoreductase. The coding region runs from base 1 to 753 and encodes 250 amino acids. Gene Ontology annotation, molecular function: oxidoreductase activity. The record is from RefSeq and is a predicted model, not a curated record. The transcript has 10 exons. Lineage: Eukaryota; Fungi; Ascomycota; Eurotiomycetes; Eurotiales; Aspergillaceae.